Jatropha curcas is the source of this 2033-nucleotide messenger RNA. NCBI's taxonomy places the organism in Eukaryota, Viridiplantae, Streptophyta, Magnoliopsida, Malpighiales, Euphorbiaceae. The record is from RefSeq and is a predicted model, not a curated record.
AUGAAAUAUCUUAGCGACUGGUCUCAAUUAUAAUUUUUCCCUUUGUAAUAAUAAUCCAUUAUAAUGUGGCGGGGAAGCUUUUUGGCUCCCUCUUUUAACAGAACCUCUCCCCUCUUUUCAUUCUUUACCAAAUUCCCGUUGCUAUCAAUUUUUCGAAGUGUUUCCAACAAUUUCCGCUGCCCACUUCUCCAUUACCAUAGUUGCCAUUUUCCUAAGCCUCUUCACUAUAUUCAAGCCUAUCAAUUCGCUAUGGAUAGAAGAGCCCGUUUUUGCAGUUUUGCUCACUCUACGACUCCUCAGAUUCAUGAGUCCUCUGUAUCGGGUACAAAUAAAGUUUCCAGAAAGUCAAACAAGAAAGCAAGGCAGGAAUCACCUGAGUGGGUACUUAAAUGGAAGCUUGAUAGCUGCUCGAAGAGUGGUGACCUUGUUGAGGCCCUUCGCUUGUAUGAUGAGGCACGAAGUAAUGGUAUCCAGCUUACCCAACACCACUAUAAUGUGUUGCUCUAUUUGUGCUCUUCUGGUUCUUCGGUUGAAUUGAAAGGAGAUAGGGUUGUUGCAAAUGCCUCUGAUUUGAGUUUUAAAAGGGGUUUUGAGAUUUAUCAACAGAUGGUUACAGAUAAGGUUGCUCCAAAUGAAGCUACUUUUACAAAUGUAGCUAGGUUGGCUUUUGCAUCGGAAGACCCAGAAAUGGCUUUUGAUUUGGUUAAGAAGAUGAAAGGCUUUGAUAUCCUGCCAAAAUUGCGUUCGUAUGGACCGGCCUUAUUUGGAUUCUGCAAGAAGGGGAUGGCUGAUAGAGCUUAUGAAGUUGACACUCACAUGGCUGAAUCUGAAGUGAUUGCUGAAGAGCCUGAGCUCUCUGCUCUUUUGAAAGUUAGUGCUGAUGCGAAGAGGGUAGAGAAGGUGUAUGAGAUGCUGCAUCGGUUGCGAUACACUGUGAGACAAGUUUCUGAUUCCACUAUUGGGAUUAUUGAGGAUUGGUUCAAGUCUGAGGAUGCUUCAAAACUUGGGAAGCAGAAUUGGGAUGUGAACAAGGUAAGGGAAGGAAUUGUGAGGGGAGGUGGAGGUUGGCACGGGCAAGGGUGGUUGGGGAGUGGGGAGUGGAAAACAGUGAGAACUAAAAUUGAUGAGCAGGGUAUUUGUUGUUCUUGUGGUCAGAAACUUGUUUGUAUUGAUAUAGAUCCAAGAGAAACAGAAAACUUUGCUACUUCAUUAGCCAACUUGGCUUGUCGAAAAGAAGUUAAGGCUGACUUUGUUCUGUUCCAGGAGUGGCUGAAGAAGCACGGUCCAUUUGAUGCAGUUAUAGAUGGAGCCAAUUUGGGUCUUGUUAAGCAAAAGACUUUCAGCUUUUACCAGCUUAAUUCCGUGGUUGGUGAGGUACGUCAAAUGAGCCCAUCGAAGAGACUGCCUCUUAUUAUUUUGCAUAGAAGUCGUGUUACUGGUGGUCCAGCUCAGAAUCCUAAUAACAAGAAGUUGUUAGAGUUUUGGAAAAAAUCUGGGGCACUUUAUUCUACUCCUGCUGGUUCAAAUGAUGACUGGUACUGGUUAUAUGCAGCUGUUAGUUGCAAGUGUUUAUUGGUGACAAAUGAUGAGAUGAGGGACCACCUUUUCCAGUUGCUAGGGACUUCAUUUUUUCCACGAUGGAAGGAAAAACAUCAGGUUCGGGUAUCUGUAUCAAGAAGUGGACCUGCUCUACACAUGCCACCGCCUUGUUCAAUUGUCAUUCAGGAGUCUGAAAAUGGUAGUUGGCAUAUCCCAACUGUCACAGAUGAUCUUGAAACACGAAGGCAAUGGUUAUGUGCUACCAGAGAAAGGCAUAAUUACAGUGACAAUAACUUGGCAGUUUCUGUUGCAUGAAAGGCCACAUUAAUUGCAUGAAAGGAGUAAGCUACAGUGACAAUAGCAGAUAGAUCGAGUAUGAUCUACGUUUUGGAAACAUUUGACACAAAAUGUGAAAUGAGUAGUGAUAAUUGUAAUUAUAAUUUUACAUUUUCAUUCUUGUCGAAGUAAGAUGAAAUGUUAGUUCUUCUCUGGUA